Capsicum annuum is the source of this 453-nucleotide messenger RNA. RefSeq lists its product as uncharacterized. The record is from RefSeq and is a predicted model, not a curated record. NCBI's taxonomy places the organism in Eukaryota, Viridiplantae, Streptophyta, Magnoliopsida, Solanales, Solanaceae. The transcript has a single exon. Bases 1 to 453 code for a protein of 150 amino acids.
AUGAGAAAUCAUGAAAGUCGACCUCCUGGUACUGCUCCAUUCCCUAAAGUGAAUGCUGCAUAUUUUUAUCAAACCAGGCGUGAAAGAAGCCCUGGCCCCAGUCAUGGUCAUGGUCUAUAUUUUAAUCAGAUUGAUCGUCUUACAUUAAAUAUUGACCCUCAACACCAGCAGUGUAAAAAGAAGGGUAAAGCUCCUGAAGCAGUACCAAGGACGAACUUUGAAAGUAAAUAUUAUCGAUGUAGAGGAAAGGGGCACUGGUCACGUGUCUGUCGUACGCCAAAGCAUAUGGUGAAGCUCUAUCAGGCGUCCCUUAAGAAAACAGAUAAUGAAGUUGACGCAAACUUUAUCUCUGAAAAUAAUGUUAAGCCCAUGAAUUUAGAUGCCUCAGAUUUCUUUACAAUCCCCGAAGGAUAUGGUAAUCAUUCUGUCGAUGAUGAAUAUGAAAUAGUUUGA